GGUGAUAUGACAGACUGGAGUCAUCCAUUAUUUCUCAUCUACCACGACCCAUGUCGACUGAAGCCUGGUCUUGAUAAACACUGGACAGUAGGGACACUCAUGCGCUCUCAACGGCUACACGAUCAAGAAGUGGCUACUCCAGAAAAUCUUCAGAAGGUUCUGGAGAAUAGUCAGAAACGGAGUACAUACGUAGAGGACGUGAAGGUAUGGGAAGGAACGGAAGGACAGCUUCCUUGGAGCACCUUCGAUUUAAGGAAUUACCAAGGCAACGGAAAGAGGAGGGUUGAUUAUGUCCUAUGCAGUAACUACAACACUCACAUGAUGCAGGAAUAUGAGGACUAUGCCUUUGUGACCCAGCUGGCCACCUUGACCGAUCACAUCCCAAUCAGUAUGACCCUCUCCACCUCGCUGGGACCUUCCUGUGUCAAAGGCUGGCCUUCCGGUACCUAUAACCACUCCGGUCAGGACGAAACGGAUCGCCCAGCACGGCGAUGUCGACUGCAGUACGAAACCACCGUAUGACGACGGUCAUCGUUAUCGACAUCGAUGGUGCAUUCGUAGAUUGAGAUUUUGUUUUCUACUGAUGAUAAUCGUGUUUUAUACGGUAGAUAAUAAUUAUUAUAGCCCAAUUCUAUUUAUCGAUCCAUCACAAUAAGAAAAUUCGAUGUAUUCUUUAUCGAACUUAUCAAGUCUGUUUUCUCAAAAAGUUUGUCAGGAAAAAUGAAAUUUAUAUUCUUAAAUGGUCGGUAGAAUGAAUGUGAAAACAAUUAGAGCAAACGAAAGCAUAAAUAUUUUGGAAAGGUUGUUGGGAAAAUUCAUCUUGAAUGGAUAAAGGCGUAAAACCGACGCACUAUGUUGCCUUUUUUUGAAAAGGAAUUCUUAUCUUAUAGCAUAAACUUUUUUCAAGUGUACCUUGAACGAAUUUGAUUGCAAAUGUCUGAGUUAGAAGAUGAAAUUAGAGGGAAAAUAUGAUUAUAAAGAUGGUAAUUACAAAAUGACAACAAAAGAAAAGAGAUUAUUAAGGGGAGGAAUGAUGGAGCUAACAGAAAUCCGAUGCUUGAUAGGAUGUUGAUAAUGAUGACGGAGAUGCUCUAUAUUUAUGCUGAUUGUUUUGGUGUGGUGGUGCUGCAUGGUGGUGGUGAUGGAGAUGAUGAUGAUGAUGAUAGUGAUGUUGACUUGGAAAAGGAGAUUCAGAGCAUUAGAAGAAGAAGAAGAAGAGAAAGAAGAAGAAGAAGAAGAGGAGAAAGAAGAAUAAGGAGAAGAAGAAGAAGUUUAAUAUAGGAGAAAGAAGAAGAAGGAGAAAAGAAGAAGAAGAAGAAGAAGAGAAAGAAGAAGAAGAAGUUGAAUAGGAGAAAGAAGAAGAAGGAGAAGAAGAGAAAGAAGAAGAAGAAAGAGAGAAAGGAAAGAAGAAAAAAGGGAAGCGAAAAAUACAAGAGACCGGGUUUAAAGGUCGUAUCUUCCAUUGCAUGGACAAAGAGAGUGAUAUGCAUUAGAGCGAGCAACAACAUCUUGCAACUGCAUUCAUGUUCAAUUUCAUGAUUUUAUAUAGGUUUAUCACUCACUCGAAGGAAAAGUCGGUUAAAUAUUUCACUUCUAUAUAUUUACUAAGAACACAAAAUGUAGAUAGAAAAUUUUUCAAGUCACCACCAUGCGCCCAGAACUAUUUUCAUUUUCUUUUCCAAUUUUACUUCAUAUCGUUUUAUUCAAAUUAUUGGAGAAGAAUCAUAACCUCCC
Molecule: messenger RNA, 1734 nt
Organism: Lytechinus pictus (painted urchin)
Lineage: Eukaryota; Metazoa; Echinodermata; Echinoidea; Temnopleuroida; Toxopneustidae
Product: sphingomyelin phosphodiesterase 3-like
Exons: 3
Coding region: 7-522 (171 amino acids)
Biological process (GO): sphingomyelin metabolic process
Cellular component (GO): cytoplasm
Molecular function (GO): sphingomyelin phosphodiesterase activity
Source: RefSeq, a predicted model, not a curated record